Oldenlandia corymbosa var. corymbosa is the source of this 1763-nucleotide messenger RNA. The record is from the annotation of a GenBank genome assembly. Lineage: Eukaryota; Viridiplantae; Streptophyta; Magnoliopsida; Gentianales; Rubiaceae.
GUUACUCUACUACCAAUAUAUAUAUAUAUAUAUAUAUACUCUGUCAGAAGGGCCAAAAAAAAAGGAAGACUUUCGAAGCCAAUAAGGAAAAGGUGAAACCUAAUACCCAAAGAGUCGCCCUCGGAUCGUGCUCAUACAGGGAAACAUCCAAGGAUGUGAAUAUGGCCGUUGAUAGGAUCAGCGAUUAACCCGAUCCAUUGAUUUGCUAUAUUCUUUCCUUCCUCCCAACAAACUUUGUUGUGGGAACUAGCGUUUUAGCGAGGAGGUGGAAGUUCGUUUGGACUAAAGUAAACGCCCUUGAUUUUCAUCAUCCAAGCAAAGAUUUUGAUAAUCCAUGCUGCGACAGAGAAAAGGAGGACAAGAAAUUUGUGAAAUUCGUGAAUUUCGUCAAUCAUGUUCUGCUUCGCCUUGACGGCGGAGGACUGAAAUGGCUGGAAGGAUGCCAAUCAGUUAUGUCCAUUCAUGGGUAAGCUAUGCAAUUGUUGGGAAUGUACGUUUUCUUUAUCUUCAUGUUGAUGAUGAUAUUAGUGAUAAGAAAGCUGAUGAUUCGGUUCGUGUUUCGUGAUGCCGUUUUCACCUGUGGGACACUAGAAUCUCUCACAUUAGAUGGACAUAAUAUUUUGGUGAAGUCCCUUCACUGGUUUGUCUUCCAAUAUUGGAAACUUGAUUUUAUAUUCAGUGAAAUAUGAAUAAGAUGAGUCUGUUCAUAAACUUAUAUCUGGUUGUCCUGUUCUCCAUUCUCUCGUGGUGGAAAGACAUCUCAGCGAUAAGGUGAUAGUUUCUAGAAUUUCUUCCCCUUCGCUGAAACGUCUUGUUAUGAUGCGAGAAGGGAUAGACAUGGAAAAUGGGAGAUAGAUACCCCUGCCCUUGAAUUCUUUGACAAAUGGGAUGGAUUUUGGGUGAAGAGCCUAACUUCACUGAAUGAAGUGAAACUUUAUUGAUCCUGAUAUAAAUAGAUCUACUCAAUCAUUCAAUUCGACUGUGAAGCUGGUUCAAGCUCUGGACCAUGCCAACUUUUUGAAGUUACAAGGAAUGAUGAUGCAAGUUCUCUGCCAUAUUUCCUCCGCCCUGUUGUUGUCAUUGAGCUUUUCCGAAAUCACCAAAUUGGAUAUCGAAUGUCCUGGUUGUCAAUGGAGAUCUCUUUUUGGGAUGCUUGAGAGCUCAAACAAAUUGGAAGACCUAAAAAUCAGAAAGGUUGAUUGUAUCACUUGCAGAGUUCACGAUGAUGGACGAUGGAGGAGAACGAGUUCCAAGUGCUUGUCAUCCAGUCUGGCAAGAAUUUCCGUCACGGGGUUGAAAGGCCUCAAAGAUGAGAUGUCAAUGAUGAAGUAUAUUCUAAAGCACCAGUGCAAUGAUGAGAACAAUUAAACUACAUUCGGCUCCUGAUUUUGGCUUGAAAAUAAGUUUCAAAUGCUUCGGAAGAUAUCCAGGUUCCCCAUAUGUUCUCGUACCUGUCAAAUCCAGUUUGAUGGAGCCGAUGUCUGAAAGAUGUUACAAAUGCUGCAUCUUAUUAUUCUCGGGGUGUAAAUCUUUAGAUAUUUGCUUUUGCAGACGUUUUCAUGAGAGCAGCCGGUUUAUUUUAAGCGUGCUUGGGGUACGCAAAGUUGAAAUGUGCCUAGCGGAGUCACAAAAUAUGGGUCGUGUAGUUUUACUUUAGUUUACAUUUUGCCUCCUCGCUCGUAGGGUACUUAGAUUUUAUAUUUUACAGACCUUGUAAGUUGCGACUGUUGGGGAUUUUGAUCCCUUCUAGACAUAAAUUGCUG